CUGUGUCCGUCUUCAUCGUCUUUGCGCCGUUGCUGUGCCACUCGAUAUUGUUAACUCGCCUCUCUGCACUCUACCCCGUCUCCGGUACACGACUGGUUACUUUGUUGAAGUUGUUUGCAUUCCUCUUCUGCGUCAAAUGUGCGAGUGGUAGUUCUCGUGCAUUACUUAGUCGACAUUUAAGCCCAUGCAUGGUGCCUCGAUCGCAGACUCGACCUCCGUGUCCGUAUAAAUUUGAUGAACCGCUGUGGGCAGUAUGUUUCCCUACACCUUGGCAGGCAGACUGAAACGAAGGGUAUUUCUCGGCAUGCAGAAGGCGCAAUACCAGCCCAUAUCUACCGAAUCUUUUACAUUUCCGCCACCAAUUUCGUUUUACUCCUCAUCUUCAACAUAGCAAUCCUUAUCAUGAUUAAUGCUGCGAAUAUUCAGCUUGCCCUCGCCAACGCGCUGCUAUGGUUGACCAACAGCUACGUAUCUGUCAUUGGUGUAUCAUGCGCAACGCUCCGGUUUUCAGGAUCGGAGUGGCUUAGGGCUCGCAAUGAACCAUUAUCUAGUGACAUGUUCUCACCCAAAUCGAACUUGCACAGGAUGCGUGACUGGAACCGUGAGGGUGAAAAGGCAGUAGUUGGAAAGUGGUUUGCCACGCCUCACAUGGCAGACUUGGGACGCUGGGCCUGCAACGCAUUGCAAGCAACCCACCAUACUGGCGGAAGAGGAUGAAUACCACACGGUGUGAUCCCUAACCCCUCUGAAGUGAGAACCGCAUUACAAUUUCAUCCUAGUUCUAUUAUGUGUUCUUACCAGUGUACUCGCAUUACGACACCUCUUGAAAUGGUGUGUUGCUUUGUAUACUGGGCU
Messenger RNA from Pisolithus orientalis, 855 nucleotides. RefSeq lists its product as uncharacterized. NCBI's taxonomy places the organism in Eukaryota, Fungi, Basidiomycota, Agaricomycetes, Boletales, Pisolithaceae. Bases 235 to 717 code for a protein of 160 amino acids. The transcript has 2 exons. The record is from RefSeq and is a predicted model, not a curated record.